Antechinus flavipes (yellow-footed antechinus) is the source of this 6106-nucleotide messenger RNA. It is a transcript of the gene CMAS, whose product is annotated as cytidine monophosphate N-acetylneuraminic acid synthetase. The coding region runs from base 90 to 1385 and encodes 431 amino acids. Gene Ontology annotation, molecular function: N-acylneuraminate cytidylyltransferase activity. Lineage: Eukaryota; Metazoa; Chordata; Mammalia; Dasyuromorphia; Dasyuridae. The transcript has 8 exons. The record is from RefSeq and is a predicted model, not a curated record.
GGAGCCGGGGCUGUGCUGAGGUGGCAGAGGAAACGAUCCCGGAUGUGGCGGAGCCGGGGUAGCGGAGAAGGAGGAGAAGAGGGCUGAAGAUGGACUCCUCCGAGAAGGCGGCUGCUACCUCCUCCCCUCGAGGUCGGCCGCCCCGGGGUAGACCCCCAAAGCUACAGCGCAACGCCCGCAAUGGCGUGGGCAAAGGUGGGGAGAAGACCCCGCACAUGGCGGCUUUGAUUCUCGCGAGAGGAGGCAGUAAGGGCAUCCCCCUGAAGAACAUCAAGCACCUGGCGGGGGUCCCGCUGAUCGGCUGGGUGCUGCGCGCAGCCCAGGACGCCGGGGUCUUUCAGAGCAUAUGGGUUUCUACAGAUCAUGAUGAAAUUGAGAAAGUUGCCAAGCAAUGUGGAGCACAAGUUCAUCGAAGAAGUUCAGAAGUUUCCAAAGACAGUUCUACUUCCUUAGAUGCUAUAUCAGAGUUUCUAAGUUAUCACAAUGAGGUUGAUAUUGUAGGAAAUAUUCAGGCUACUUCUCCAUGUUUACAUCCUUCUGACCUUCAGAAAGUGGCAGAAAUGAUCCGAGAAGAUGGAUAUGAUUCUGUUUUCUCUGUUGUGAGGCGUCAUCAAUUUCGGUGGAGUGAAAUUCAGAAAGGAGUAAAUGAAGUGACGGAGCCUCUGAAUUUGAAUCCGGCCAAACGCCCUCGUCGGCAAGACUGGGAUGGAGAAUUAUAUGAAAAUGGCUCCUUUUAUUUUGCCAAAAGACACUUAAUAGAAAUGGGCUACUUACAGGGUGGGAAGAUGGCCUAUUAUGAAAUGCGAGCUGAACACAGUGUAGACAUUGAUGUUGAUAUUGAUUGGCCUAUUGCAGAACAGAGAGUAUUGAGAUAUGGCUAUUUUGGCAAAGAGAAGCUUAAGGAAAUAAAGCUCCUGGUUUGCAAUAUUGAUGGAUGUCUCACCAAUGGUCACAUUUAUGUAUCAGGAAACCAAGAAGAAAUAAUAUCUUAUGAUGUUAGAGAUUCAAUUGGAAUAAGUUUAUUAAAGAAAAGUAAUAUUGAGGUGAGAUUAAUCUCUGAAAGGGCGUGUUCAAAGCAGACACUCUCCUCUUUAAAACUGGAUCUGAGGAUGGAGAUUGGUAUAUCUAAUAAACUAGCAGUUGUAGAUGAAUGGAGAAAGGAAAUGGGUUUAUGUUGGAAAGAAGUAGCAUAUCUAGGAAAUGAAGUUUCUGAUGAAGAAUGCUUGAAGAAAGCUGGCAUGAGUGGGGUUCCUGCUGAUGCUUGCUCCAUCGCCCAGAAAGCUGCUGGGUAUAUUUGCAAAUGCAGUGGAGGCCGAGGUGCCAUCCGAGAGUUUGCAGAGCACAUCUUCCUACUGAUGGAAAAAGUGAAUUCCUGCCAAAAAUAGAAUAUAAAGUGGUGGUAAUUAUUAUAAUGAUAAAAAGGAAGAAGAAACUAUCCCUCUUCAGCCAUUUUGCUAUUAUUUUAUCAGUUUUACUCCCAUGUUGUAGUAGUUCAGAAAUAUGAUUUGCCCUGUGAUAUAGUUGAAUAGUUUUUAAAAGAAAACUUCUGAAAUCAAUAGCUCAAAAUCUGUUGUAGAAAUGGAAUGUUCUGUAUUACCUUUUAUUUGAAUUCAUGACUUAGGGUUGCUUCUGAUCUUUCUCAGAUUUUGUGUUAAACACAAUUAGCAAUAUUAUCAGAAGGUUAAAGCUUUGCAUUAUACCAAAUAAGACUGCAUGUUCAUGUGCUUUAAGUGAUUCUUGAGUUUUAUUUAUUACAGGACUGUGUGUGUGAUAAAAUUUGCACUAUCAAAUAAUAAAAUUAUAUUGCGCAAACAUUACCAGAACAAUCUCAUUAUUAUAGGACAGAAAUGUUACAGAAGCAUUCCUGAAAUAUAUUUUGGGUUGCCACUUGACAUAUGUUUUAGAAUUACUUUGAACUCCAAUACAGUGAUCCAAGAUAAUUCCAAUAGACUUAGGAUAGAAAAUGCUGUUUGCAUCUGAAGAAAGAACUAUGAAGAGUAAAUGUGGAUCAAAGCAUACUAUUUUCACUUUGAUUCAGGAAGACCUAUUUUCAAAUCUCAUCUCAGACAUUUAAUAACUAUUAUCCUGGGAAGUCAUUUAAUCUCUCUCUGUCUCAGUUUCCUCAUCUAUAAAAUGACAGCAGGAGAAGUGGCUAACAUCUCUGUGGCCAUUAAGGUGAACCUAUGAUCCUGUGAAAAAUCUUAACAAAAUGUUGAUUUUAUUUAUUAACUUAUUCAUUCAACAUUUUUUUUAUUGUAUGAUAAAAGUCAUAGCAAAAUUAAGAGAUUUUGUGCCUUAAAAAAAAUAGCAGAAAACAAGAGCAAUUAUCACUACCAUGUAGAUAUCACCAAAACUAAUAUUUCUACCUGUAAAUCUCUCCCUUUCAUUCUAUGUCCAACUGCUCCUUCAUAGCAACAUCAGGAUGGCCUUGUUGCACCUCAGAAUCAACACUAAUGUGUAGCACAAAUAGCAUUAGAUUUGCAGUUUGAAGAUUUGAGUUCAGAUCUUAUUUGUAUCUCUUACCUGCACAAGUCACUCAGAUUCUAUUUACUCAUAUUAAAAUGAGGGAAUUAACCUAGAUCAGAAGUGUUGAACACUUCCUGAGCAGCACAGAGGCAGCCCACACUCCUGAGUACAGCCUGAACCAAAUUAAAAUGCAACUGGGACAAAAAAAUUUAAAAAUACAAUAAAAUGUAGAUCAUAUUGCAUUUUAAAAUUGUCAGUGACUUUCAAGAGCCAAAAUAGCAGAAUAAGCAAUACAUUGCUGUAAUUCUCCCAUAUUCACUUCCAAGUAACCAUAAAAUAGUGUCCCCCAAACAAAUCCCGGAACAACAGAACCAUCAAAAGGAUGAGAGUGUAGUGGUAUCUCAUGGGGAGCCCAGAAAUCUGGAAGAUCAGCAAGAAAGGUCUUUAUCAUACAGGUAAAAGGAGAACACAAAGUCAGGAAGUGUCCCAGUAAACCCCAUUUUAGCAGAACAGUGAUGGAUCCUGGGUCCCAGUGCAGUGAAGCAGGCAAAUACUAAUACCAGGACACCCCAUGUGGACAGACCCCAGUUCUGAGAACCUUCACAUGCUUCAGUGUAGCCCUGAGCAAGCAGAUCUAAAGAAACAUGCAGCCACCAAUGUAGGGCCCCAGCCUCAUAGUUACUAGGAGCCACAUUGCCGAAUACCUGAGGCUGGUCCAGGGAAACAAACAUCUCACUGGUCUCAGUACGUACCAGCCCCCCAGAUUAGCAGCAGGUAAGAUGCAAGACCCUACAGUCUCUAGCAGCACCAGCCAGUCCCUGCCACCACCUCAGCACAGUGCUGUCCACUCAAGGUCCCGAGUACAUCACAGGGCAAUAUCAGUACAAUACCAGGUAAAAAGCUAGCUCCUGCAGCCUCUGGCAUAAGAUCCGGAGAUAGUCUCCCUCACAUCCUGGGAGCAGAAUUCAAAUAGAAAAGAAAGGGAAAAGGCCAAGAAAGAUGAGCAUAAAAACACCAAAAAAGGAAUCUGAACAUAGAAAGUUAUUAUAAUAACAGAGAAAAUCAAAACACAAAUUCAGAAGAGGAUGCCAUCAAACUACCUAAGGGAAAAUACCCAAAGAAAAUGGUCUUAAGACCAGAAAGAACUUAUGGAAAAACUCAAGAAGGAAUUUAAAAGUCAUAUAAGAGAGAUAGAAGAAAAAUGGGGAACAAAAUGAAAAUGAUACAAAAAGAUUGUGAAAAAAAAAAAGUUUGGGAAAAGAAAACAACUGUUUAAAAAGAAUUGGCUGCAACAACAACAUUAUACAAUGAUCAGUUUUAAUGGAUGUGGCUCUCUUCAACAAUGAGAUGAUUCAGGCCAAUUCCAAUGAUCUUGUGAUGAAAAGAGACACCUACACCCAGAGAGAGGACUGUGAGAACUGAGUGUAAUUCACAACAUAGCAUUUUCACUCUUUUUGUUUUUUGCUUUCAUUUUGAUUUUUUUUUCAUUUUUAUUCCAGUUUGAUUUGAUUUUUCUUGUGCAGCAAGAUAAUUACAUAAAUAUGUAUGCAUAUGUUGGAUUUAACAUAUUUCUACCAUGUUUAACAUAUAUUGGACCACUUGUGAUGGCAUUUAGUGGAGCAAGGGGAAUUAGAACACAAGGUUUUGCAAGGUUAAUGUUGAAGAAUUAUCCAUGCAUAUAUUUCAAAAAUAAAAAGCUUUAAUUAAAAAAAAAAAAGAAUUGGCUACAUGGAAAAUAAGAUACAAAGAUUUAGUGAAGAAAAAAAACUCCUUAAAGAGUACAGUUGGUCAAAAGGAAAAGAAAGUAAAAAAGCUAUUUGAGGAAAACAACACCUUAAAAGUUAAAAUUGGGCAGGUAGAAGCUAAAGACUAUGAGACAUCAGCAAUUAAUAAAAUUCAAAAGUAUGAAAAAGUAGAAGAAAAUGUAAAAUAUUUUAUGGAAAAAACAAUUGACCAGGCAAAUAGAUCUAGGAGAAACAAUAUGAGAAUUAUUUGACUAUUUAAAAACCAUAAAUCAAAAGGAAGACCUGAACAACAUCUUUAACGAAAUCAAAGAAAAUCAAGAGGACAAAACAGGUAUUAAAAGAAUCCACUGAUUACCUCAAGAAAGAGAUCCCAAGAUAAAACCCAAAGAAACAUUAUAGGCAAAUUUCAAAUUUCAGGUUAAGGAAAAAAUAUUUCAAGGGGACAGAAAGAAAGAAUUGAAAUAAGGGAGAACCAUAAUCAGGGACACGUAGGACUUUAGCAGCUGCAAAAUUAAAGGAUCUGAAAUCAUGGAACAUAUUCUAGAAAGCAAAGAAGUUCAAAGAGAAGGAUCUGGUGAAAUUAAGCAUAAUACUUCAAGGGGAAAAAUAGUCAUUCAAUGAAAUAGCAGAAUUUCAAAUCUUUGUAUGGAGACCAGAAUUAAACCAAAAAUUUGAUCUUUAGUAUCAAAACCCAAGAAGCAAAAACAGGUAAAAAGGUAAAGAAAAUAUAAGACAUGCAAUAGAACUAAACUACUUACAUCCCUACAUGGGAAAAUGGUAUUUCUUAUUCUUAAAAAUUGUAUCACUAAAACUACAGCUAGAAGGAAUAUACAUAAAUAGAGGGUAUGGGUAUAAGGUAAAUUAGAAUGACAUGAAAAUUAAAGAAUGAGAAAGAAAAGUGCACUGGAUACAAAAGGAAUAAAGAAGUAGAAGUGCAGUAAAUUAUUUCACAUAACAAGGUACAAAAGAUCUAUUUCAGUGGAGAUGGGAGAUGGGCAAUGAGCAUUGCUUUAAUAUUACUCUCUUCAGUAUUGGCUCAAAGAGGGAAUGAUAAAUGCAAUCAAUUGAAUAUAAAUAUUUUUCUUACCUGACAGGGAAGUAGAAAGGGAAGAAAUUAAGUAAAGAUAGUGGAAGGGUGUAGGAGGAAGACUGACAAAAGGGAGGGUAGAUCAAAAGAGAUGGUAGACAGAAGCAAAACACUGUGAGAAGGGAAAGGGUAAAAGGAUAGAGAGGACAAACAGGAGGAAGAAUAGGGCAGAGGGAAAUACAAAGAUAGUAAUUAUAACUGUAAAUGUGAAUGGGAUAAAUUCUCCCUUAAAACAGAAGUGAAUAGUUGAUGGAUCAAACCCCAAAAUCCUACAAUAUAUUGUUUACAAGAAAUACAUUUGAAGCAGAGACACACACAGAAAAAAAAGGUAAGGGACUAGAACAGAAUCUAUUAUGCUUCUGCUGAAAUUUAAAAAAAAAAAUUAGGGCUAUCUAUCAUGAUCUCCAAUAAAGCAAAAGCAAAAAUAAACCUAAUUUAAAGAAAUUAGGAAGAAAACUACAUUUUCCUAAAAGAUAAUAUAGACAAUGAAACAAUAUCAGUACUAAAUAUGUAUACAUCAAAUGGUAUAGCUUCCAAUUUUUUUUUUUUUUUUUUAGCUGAGACAACGGGUUAAGUGACUUGCUCAGGGUCACACAGCCAGAAGGUGUUAAGUGUCUGAGGCCAGAUUUGAACUUAGAUCCUCCUGACUUCAGAACUGGUGCUCUAUCCACUGCACUAGCUUCCCCUGCUUCCAAAUUCUUAAAGGAGAAAUUGAGUUACAGGAAGAAAUAGAUAACAAAAAUAUACCAAUGAGGGGUUUCAUUCUCCCUUCCAGAACUCAAUAAAUCCAAACAAAAAGAAAAAGAAA